This is a messenger RNA of Vanessa tameamea, 5124 nucleotides long. Its product is annotated as potassium voltage-gated channel unc-103-like. The record is from RefSeq and is a predicted model, not a curated record. NCBI's taxonomy places the organism in Eukaryota, Metazoa, Arthropoda, Insecta, Lepidoptera, Nymphalidae. Gene Ontology annotation, biological process: membrane repolarization during action potential; potassium ion transmembrane transport. Bases 694 to 3567 code for a protein of 957 amino acids. Gene Ontology annotation, molecular function: inward rectifier potassium channel activity. The transcript has 19 exons. Gene Ontology annotation, cellular component: plasma membrane.
GUCCGGUGACCACGCUGCGGACUCUGCCGCCUCUCACACUGCCAUCGAAUUGUUAUCUAAAUAUCCGUUCCUGGGGCUUCGCCUCUAGUGAACGUCGCCGCGAUUUAUGCCGUUAACGCGAUUUAUGCAACAAAUAUAUUCAAUUUCUCUCUAGGUUUCCGAUAAAAUGUGCAAAAGUAUAUUAAAUGAGUCGAGUGCUUGCUUAAUCGAUCGGCUGCAUUAAAAAGGAAAAACUGUUAUUAUCAUUUUGCGGUCAAACUUUGCAGCUUUUGUUGCGCUACAGAAUAGCUACGGGGCUUAACAAAAAUAAUUAAUAAUCAAAGUGGUCAAAAACAGCUUGUGCAUAUCGUAAAAAUUAAGUAUCGAGUGUUGCCGUCCUGUGCUUAGUUCAUACUGUGGACUGUGCGUCGGUUCUUGAGAGGUGUUUUUUAUCGUUAAUUUAGUUGCGAGCUUUGGCGUUUUAUUUUUUAAUUUACUUUUGUAUUUUUUGCUAUUACUGUGAUAAAACGCGAUCCAUGCUUGGAGUUAUGACUACCAUGCGGAGCCAGUGGAGAUAAGCGCGCAUCUAUGCAAAACACGGCAAUCGCACUCCUGGAGACGGCGUCGGCCUACGAGCGAGCCGUGCUGGAAUGUGAGCAUUUGGAAGCAUCGGAGCACGGAGGGUUCCGGUGAGAGCGUUGGCGCGGCAGCGGCAUGGAGGAACGCGGGCCCCCCGACGUGCCGUUGAUCGUAACGCCGCCAUGCGCAGGCGGCGCGGGCGGCGCGGCGCUUACCACCUCGCGACGCGCCGCCUCCGCGCGGGGCUCCCGCGACGAACCACCGCCUUCCACUUGGCGCUCCUCGGUGCGUGUGCGCGACACCAGUUUUCGUGGCUCCCGCAAAAGCGUCGUUCGCCUUGAACCACCCUGUAAUGGCCUCAACGGGUUGCCCGCCAUCGGCAAGGAGGUCCUGUCACUGGGCGCGACGGGCGGCCACAAGGGAACCACGCAACCUUCACACCCCUGCACUAUCCUCCACCAUUCUCCUUAUAAGGCCGCUUGGGAUUGGUUGAUUCUGAUAUUGGUCAUUUACACCGCAAUAUUUACGCCGUACGUGGCCGCAUUUCAAUUGAACGAGCCAGAUUUCGACAAACGAUCUCGUGGAUUUGGCCAGGACCCAAUCGUAGUUAUUGAUAUGAUAGUGGACGUAACAUUCAUAAUAGACAUCCUUAUCAACUUCCGCACGACGUACGUGAACGCAGCUGACGAAGUGGAAUCUGAUCCCGCAAAGAUCGCCAUGCAUUACCUGCGAGGAUGGUUCGUCAUCGACCUCGUCGCAGCCAUCCCCUUCGACCUACUUCUCUUCGGCACCGACACCGAUGAACAGGGGCUGGAAAGUGAUGAGACGACCACACUCAUCGGUUUGCUGAAAACAGCGCGCUUGUUGCGACUGGUGCGUGUGGCGCGUAAAAUCGACAGAUACUCUGAAUAUGGUACCGCCGUCCUCCUUCUACUUAUGGCUACCUUUGUUCUUAUUGCGCACUGGCUCGCUUGUCUAUGGUACGCGAUCGGGAGCUGGGAGAGACCUCAGCUUCAUGCUCCCAUUGGUUGGUUGGAUGCUCUCGCUAAUGAUGUCCAAGCUUCAUAUGAUAAUUCUACUGGUCCGUCGAUGAGAUCUCGCUACAUCACAGCACUAUAUUUCACUUGUACGUCCCUAACGAGCGUCGGCUUCGGCAAUGUAGCACCAAACACGGAUAUGGAAAAGGGGUUUACGAUAUUCGUCAUGCUCGUAGGCUCUCUUAUGUACGCUAGUAUUUUCGGUAACGUAUCCGCCAUAAUCCAAAGGCUUUAUUCGGGGACAGCCAGGUAUCACACUCAAAUAUUGAGAGUACGAGAGUUCAUUAGGUUUCAUCAGAUUACUAAUCCCUUGCGGCAAAGAUUAGAAGAAUACUUUCAACAUGCGUGGAGUUAUACAAACGGGAUUGACACUUCGAGUGUUUUGAAAGGAUUCCCAGAGUGCUUACAAGCCGACAUUUGUCUUCAUUUGAAUAGAAAUUUAUUAGCGAAUUGCGCCGCGUUUGACGGCGCCAGCCCAGGUUGCUUAAGGGCGCUUUCACUAAGAUUUAAGACAACGCACGCACCUCCCGGGGAAACAUUAGUUCAUCGUGGCGAUGUUCUAACAUCUCUAUAUUUCAUAUCUAGAGGCUCUAUUGAAAUUUUAAAGGAUGAUAUCGUUAUGGCAAUUUUAGGCAAGGAUGAUAUAUUCGGGGAGAAUCCGUGCAUACACAGCACAGUGGGCCGCAGCAACUGUCGCGUGCGCGCGCUCACCUAUUGCGAUCUGCACCGAGUGCACAGAGACGACUUGCUGGACGUGCUCGACUUCUAUCCGGAGUUCCGCGCCUCCUUCGUCAAUAGCCUCGAAAUUACCUACAACAUGCGAGACGAAGAAUUAGGUGGUAUCGAACCACGUCGGCGCAUGCGCUACGAGAACCCUUGCGACGCCAGAUUGCUCCGUGAAGCGUACGCGCGCACAACUCGCCGCCCCCACACUGAGACAUUCGCUGACAAGGUGGAUUCUCAGUGUAGUGACGAAGAUACAGAAUCGCCGCCGAGUCGUGGAAUUUUAGAAUUCUCGGCAGACAAAGCCGGCCAAGAUGUCACACCUCUAAAUUUUAACUUUAGUAAACAACGUUCUACAACUUUAAACUCCAUUACAGGCAUGCUAGCGCAACUAAAACGGAGCUUCCCAGACCUCUACCACCAUAAAACCCACCAGCCGCUGCACAACAAAUACUCCCAAUCAACGCCUCAGACGUAUAGAGGAAGGGCCGCGGUGCGUCGGCAAUCGUCUGUAGGACCUCUCAAUGACACGUCGCCGCUGACGGGAGGCAUAGCGGCGGGUGAAGCAGCUGUCAGCACGCCCGCCCACAGCGCCACGCUGCCCGUCUCCAGCCUCAGCACAAACCCCAGUUCGUACUACACGAACGCAUCACCCAGCCCGCCGGCGCCUGCACCCGUCCACGUCUCCUGCGACGACAUACUAGCUCCUAGCGCGCCGCAGUCGGUCAGCCGCACGUCUCGAUCAGCGCCGCACUCCGCUGUCAAUUUACACCAGACGGGUAGACCGACCGCCCUCGCCUUCACAUCCGAAAGAGUACAGAACGCUAUGCAGGAUGUAAUAUCACCGCAGUAUCAAAAUGUAGGUGCCACGGCUACGGCUGCGUCGGUAGCGACGAUAUUGACGAGAUUAGAAGAACUAAGCAGACGGGUGGCCGUGUUAGAAACGGGUCUCACCGCAGACGUGCGACGCAUCUUGCAACUGUUACAAGCUCGCGAGGCACCACAUCAUAAUGCGCAACCUGCUCACACCCCUUCUCAACCCUUACCGAAAGCCUCACUAUCUGUACCCCAAACAACGGAGAGUCAAUGGGAGUGGAAUUGGAACGGUGAUCGGGAUCGUGGAGGACGUGGUGGGCGCGGAGAGCGCACCGAGCGUACGCCGGGAGUCCAGCGAUCAGCAUCGGAGCCGCACGCGCCUGUGCCACCAGCUCUGCCACCGCCACCGCACUCGCACUCUUUCUACAGGUAGUGUGAGGCAGGCGAGACGAGCGCUCCCCGCUCCCGGCCAUCGACGCGCUCGCUCGCAGAGUCCGCCUCGUGCGGCUCGCUGGCGGGCGGCUCGCCGGCCGCGCCCGAGCCGCCCGCGCCGGCGCACGGCGGCACGCGCAUGCCCGCGCCGCGGCCGCGCUUUCACUUCUGCCGGCGCAUCACGCGUGCGCGCCGCGACGACGCAAGGACCUUCCUCUGACGCGCCCGACCCGACGCAUGGACCAAUUUUGUACUUUCGUCGACGCCUAUAUCGACACGUCCUCGCGAUCUAUCGAGCGGACCGACGCUGGUCGCUCGCACCGAGUCCAUUUGUAUUUAAAUUACACGGCUUGAUGCCGUAGUAAGUAACUGAAUAGUGUCCAAGUUUGGGUCGAAUAAAAAUUGGCCUUAGUUCGAAAAAAUGUUCGCAUUCUUUAGUAUAACCGUAUUUGUAUAAUAUAUGAGUGUUUUGACUUGCAAUAAUCGGCGAAUGCAUCGGGUGCUUUAAUUUUGUUGUAGAUUACAACCAUUAUACAUAAUGACGAGUGGUUAUUUAUAAUAUACAAUAGCACUAUCUAAAGAUAUUAUGGAUUUCGUUUUUCGUUAGUCUAUCUGCAAUCGUCGACGUUCAACCCAGUCGAAGGAUUCCAUGGAUCUAAAUGAUAAUAUAAGUUUAGAUCUGAACUCAGCUGCACAGAAUGAAGUUAUAAGACUGAGAUACUACGUAAUACCGUGAACUGUAUUUCCAGAAGAGAGUAAACGAUAAACGCUUUCUACCCGUCCUUGCUCCUUGCCUUUACAUUGUAGCUAGGUAAUAUCUAACACUACUUUGAUCAAACAUUUUGGAAUGCUCCUUGUGGAAGUGCGUUUAUGAAAAUUUGCUUGUCAUAAUUAUAGACGUAUGUACCAUAUAAAUUUCGAUGUUACGUACCCAUGGAUAUUUUAUCAAACUAUUUUUUAAUUUAUUUACCCAAACUUUGACUGAAUAACGACUACUUUUGAUUACGAUUGUUUUCUAGUCAUACAUAAAAUUAAUUUAAUAAUGAAUCAAACUUGUUAGUAAGAGUUUUUUAUUUAAAUUUAUUUAUUUUAUUAAAUAUACAUAAUUAUAAAACAAUAAUAAAUAUAUUUAAAACUAAAUAAACGACAACUUUUAAGAGCGUAUUUCACGUAAUUUCGUUCAAUGUGUGAAUUAUUGCUAAAUUGUGGCUCAAAAAUUAUAUAUUUAUGUGUUAAUUAUAUAAUCAUAGUUACCAAGUAAGUCAUUUCGCCAAUAUAUUAUAUAAGCAAUAAUAAAAAUACAUAAUCGUAAGGGCAGAUCUCAAGACUAACAUUUCAGCAGCUGUACCACCACAAAUCUAAGCUUACUUUGAUUCUUCGCUUAAUCUGACCGUUCAUAUGUAGAACAUCGUAUACGUAUUACAUUUAUAAAGCCUGUUUCAUUUUUCAUAUUCGUUUUGCCGUAUGUUAUCGUGAUUGAAAAAUUACAUACACGAGCCAUAUAGUUCAACAGAAAGCACACAAAGCAAGCUAUUAAUUUCUAUCAAUGAAUGAAAUC